UCUAGUAUAUAUUCUAUUUUAUUAUAUAUAUAUAUAUAUAUAUAUAUUAGAUCAGCAACAUUGCCUGCUACCUUGAAACCUGCUACAGUAAAUUUUGACACAUUAGGGGAAAUUAAAAUUCUCUAAAAGAGUAUCAAAGUUGCGAGGUUAGGGUAGGUUAAAAGGGGUCGAGUAGCAUAUUCUAUCAUGUUUAGAUUAAACUUUUUAUUUAAUAUUAUUUUUUUAUUUUGUUUUUUCAUUUUAUUUACUUUAUGUUGGUUUUUCUUUUAUUUAGAUGCAUGGUCCCUUGUAAACCAGCGUUGCUGAAUGGUCUUCUAUGCGUAAAUGAUUGAAAAUGUAAAUCUAAAAAUGUAAAUGUAACUUUGUAACUAAAAGCGAAUUUGGACCUAAGUUCCUUUAUCCACUUUGUUUUUUCGCUAAUGACAUAUCCCCUCGUCCCUUUCGCCCUGAUUUUUCUACUUAAACAAAAUAAUUGCAUAGCAGAGUAGGAAGACAGCACAUGUUUCUGUACGGCAAAGAUCCUGUGUCUUGUCUGCUAUUAUCUUUACGUUUAUCUGUGAAAUAUAUCUUUUGGGGUCCACACAUCAGGAGCAUAUAUUCAUGGCCGUAAAAAAUAGACAAUUUCGGAUAUUUUAAUUCAAGGUACAGAAGGUUAUUCAUUUGAGAAGACUCCCAGCCAUUUACCACAGAGUUUUAUGGGGUUUUCAAGUCACAACGACGUUUUUCUCUUUUUUUGCAGUGGUAAUGGCGCCAGUGUCUCUUCAGUUCAAAUUGUGAAGCUAGGUUUGGCUGUCCUUGACAGGCUGCUUAUCAAGAAUAAGGAAGCAGAAAUGAGCCUUCUGGAAAGCAAAGUGUGCGACGCAUGGGCCUUACAUAACUCAAGCGAAAGUCAGUUUUUUCGGCCUUUCGAAUCUUCUUUUGUAUCUAACAUUGCGAAAUACAUCUACCACGAAGAUGACCCUAAACUUGCUACUCUCGCCAUGGUUGUUCUCCAGCGCAUAUGUUUUAUAAACUCUGUUUCCAUUAUCGCAUGCUUUGGUUCCGAUGCAUUUUCUCUUAGAAGAGCUAUUGUUUCCUGUUUGGAAAGCAAUACCAAGCCUGUUCGACUCAAAGUUGCCAUUCUAGAAUUCCUGACAUGUGCUGUUGAUAAGCAGCCGGGCUUGCUAGAACUUUUUAUAAAUCACCAACUUCAAACUGGCGAAGAGUCUUUAAAGUCGAAGAAAACAUUUGGAAAACCAAGCUGUUUGCCUGCUGUUCUUAAUUAUCUUGCUGUAAAGGUACGUAUCUUGGUCUUUCAUUUUGAAACACAUACCACCGAUACCCUGCUAUUACCCUGCUUAAUGGCAACCCCCCCUUCUUUGAGCGUCCGUGGAUAAAGCUGC
This is a messenger RNA of Rhopilema esculentum, 1382 nucleotides long. The record is from RefSeq and is a predicted model, not a curated record. NCBI's taxonomy places the organism in Eukaryota, Metazoa, Cnidaria, Scyphozoa, Rhizostomeae, Rhizostomatidae.